AUGUCGUCCGAGCAAUCAAACGCCGCAAACAAUGGUGCGAAAACAACCGCCAUAGGCAAUAAGGCGAAAUCCACCGCGCCGAAGGUGGUGCUGACCGAAGACCAGCAGGCCAUAUUUAAUCGCAUCGCGAAGAAUGAAAAUAGCGAACUGCGAUUGUUACUGUCGCAGUACAAAACCAGCGUAGAUUUUGUGGACGAGAAUGGUAUGACGCCGUUGCAGCAUGCCGCGUACAAGGGCAACAAGGAAGCGGUUCAGCUGCUGCUGGACCAGGGAGCGGAUGUGAACUCGAGCAAGCACGAGUAUAACUACACGGCGUUACAUUUCGGUGCCCUGUCCGGCAAUGCGGAGGUAUGCUUGAAACUACUGUUGGCUGGAGCCGAUCCGAAAGCGAUAAAUUCCGUCGGUCGAACACCGGCCCAGAUGGGCGCGUUUGUUGCGAACCACGAAGCGGUCGGAACGAUAAACAAUUUCGUACCGCUGAAAGAUGUCGAGUGCUAUACGGUUGAUCGGGGCCAAAAAGAAACGUUGCUGCCGGUGGUAGUGCUGGAGCCGUUCCAUAGUUUCAUAAUGCAGGUUAACAUUCACCCGGUCCGAAUACUGUUGAACCUGCAGAAGUACGGUCUGUUUGCCUCGGACAUGAAGAACCUGCGCGCGGUGCUGGUAGACAUGAUGGAGCGUGAGAUGAAACGGCGCGGCGAGGUAAACGAGGUCAUGGCCUUUAAGUAUCAUUAUCUCGGGUACGUUAUGGGAGAAAUUGUGAAGCAUCGUGACUACAUAAACUCGCGGCGCGAUGCGCAACAAGAUCCAAAGACCGAUUUCGUGGAGCUGUUUGCGAAGCGAGUUCUCAAACCGAACAAGGACGGUGCGCUAGAAUACGUGGAAGCCCUCGUGCGCGAAUGUGUGCGAGAAUUUCCAUUCCGUGAGUGUACCAUCUUUCGGCAGAUGGUAGCACAGCUUACCAGCAAGGAUAAUGUUGCACCGGCGCUCGAUAUUGCCCGAGCGGCCAUAAACGGACAGCGCGGGUUCCAGGACACGAUCACCUUCUGCAGCUCCUGUGGAGAGGAAAAACCGGACAAAAAGUGUUCCAAGUGCAAGGAGGUGCAGUACUGUGAUCGGCAGUGCCAACGGUUACACUGGUUUACCCACAAGAAGGUAUGCAGUAGACCGUCGGUAGCAGCGGGCGAGGCACAGAAUUCCGCUCCGAAGGAUAUCGAUUCGACGGAAAUUAGUGAGCAGCUUCAGAAGCUUGUUGCUGGUUGA
Molecule: messenger RNA, 1260 nt
Organism: Anopheles marshallii
Lineage: Eukaryota; Metazoa; Arthropoda; Insecta; Diptera; Culicidae
Product: ankyrin repeat and MYND domain-containing protein 2
Exons: 1
Coding region: 1-1260 (419 amino acids)
Molecular function (GO): protein binding
Source: RefSeq, a predicted model, not a curated record